AUGCAGUUUUUGAAUUUAUUUUCAGGCUAUUUUAAUAAACCAGAGGCUACCAAACUCACCAUAGAUAAGCAGGGCUGGGUGCAUACAGGCGAUCUGGGAUAUUUUGACGAGGAAGGACAACUCUAUGUUGUAGACAGAAUCAAGGAGCUCAUCAAAUACAAAGGGUUUCAGCUUCCUGAUACUGAAGCAGGUGAAGUCCCAGUUGCUUAUGUUGUUCGCUCACCUAACAGUUCGCUGACAGAACAAGAAGUGCAAAAUUUUAUAGCGAGCCAGGUGAGAUGA
Messenger RNA from Thlaspi arvense, 282 nucleotides. The record is from the annotation of a GenBank genome assembly. NCBI's taxonomy places the organism in Eukaryota, Viridiplantae, Streptophyta, Magnoliopsida, Brassicales, Brassicaceae.